UGCCGAUAAUCUUCAGCCAAAAGAGACAAAAUUUAAAUUAAAUAAUAUAUUUCUUAAAUAUAGCUAAAAGUAUUACUGUUAAGCUCGGACUCCGGAAAAAAAUCUCAAGACAAUUUAAAUGUGAAAUUAAUUGAUUAGUCCAGUACAUCGAUGGUCCAGUAUUAUUAAUAACUAAUAUUAGGUUAUGGUUAGGUUAGGUAUGCCCAUAAUAUUAUGACUUUUAAUAUAUCGCUGCUUAUAUUUAUAUUGUGAAGGGUCAAUGGUUUUUGUUAGUAUAGUAUAGUGAUCUGUGAGUUCAGUCGGAUUUUCAUAUAGAUUCUAGAGCGUGUCAACUGUUGAGUUUUCCACCUUUGUCUUCUUUCGUUUUCACUGAACAGAAAGGUUUUUACAUCGACCAGUUUGAAUUGAACUCAAUAUGUGUGAGGAAAGAGUGAAAAUGAGGAAGCAGCUAGGUCUACUGGAAGGGGUCGCUAUAAUACUCGGGAUAAUUUUCGGUAGUGGUAUUUUUAUAUCGCCCAGAGAAGUAAUAGAAAAAACUGGAUCAGUAUGGGGAGCUUUGUCCGUGUGGGCAGCUUGCGGAGUGCUGGCCACGCUUGGAGCUCUAUCAUAUGCUGAAUUAGGCACAACCCUGGCACAAAGUGGAGGAGAUUAUCAUUAUAUCAAUGAAGCAUAUGGAUCAUUGCCUGCAUUUUUAUACCUCUGGGAUGCUAAUUUAGUAUUUGUGCCAAGUACCAAUGCAAUCAUGUCGUUGACUUUUGCCAGUAAUAUCCUGCAGCCAAUAUUUCCUAAUUGUACAAUAGACCCACUGUGUCGGAAAUUGAUCGCGGCUGUCACUAUUUGUUUCCUCACCUUCAUAAACGCUUACGACGUAAAGUUCACUACACGCGUCCAGAAUGUGUUCAUGUUCACAAAGAUAUCUGCACUAGUCAUUAUUAUUGGUGGAGGCAUUGUUUGGAUGGCUGGAGGAGGCACUGAACAUUUCGAAGACGGUUGGGCUGGCACCAAGCCUUCCAUCAGCGACUGGUCCGUGGCGUUUUACUCGGGAAUUUUCUCUUAUUCAGGCUGGAGCUACCUCAACUUCAUGACAGAGGAGCUAAGGGAUCCGUUCGUGAAUCUGCCGCGAGCGAUUUAUCUGUCGUUGCCCCUGGUUACGGCGAUCUACCUACUGGCGAACGUGUCUUACAUGGCAGUGCUCGGACCUGCUGGAGUCAGAGCCUCGGAAGCUAUUGCUGUUGAUUUCGCCGUGUUGGCUCUGGGUUGGAUGCGGUGGGCGAUGCCGACGCUGGUCGCGGUGGCCGUGCUGGGCGGCCUGUCGGUGCACAUAAUGACGUCAUCGCGCAUGUGCUUUGCGGGCGCGCGCAACGGCCACAUGCCUGAGCUGCUGGCUCACAUCAACGUCAAGUGUAUGUCGCCGAUGCCUUCGCUCGUGUUCCUGAUGCUGGUAUCCCUUAUAAUGUUGGUGCCGGACAACCUGACGUCUCUCAUAACAUAUUGCACCGUGGUGGAGUCCUUCUUCACCACGCUCAGUUGCAGCGCCGUGCUUUGGCUGCGGUAUAAGAGGCCGGUCCUUGUUAGGCCUAUUAAAGUGUCACUCUGGAUGCCGAUCGUGUUCGUGACGACGUGUUUGAUACUGUUAGUGGUGCCGAUAGUGAGCGAGCCCGUGGCCGUGGUGGCCGGCGCCCUGAUGACGCUUGCUGGAGUGCCCGUGUACUACCUCCUCGUCCAAUCCAAGCCCAAGGUCGUGAGGGACAUCUCUGUUAAAUUCACCCAUGUGUGCCAGAAACUGUUUAUGUCUGCUGUCGAAGAUAAGGAAGAAUAAAUUGAGUGAUAAUACGCGCAACUUGUUGAAUUCUCCUAAUCAAUCACAAUCUCUCCAUAGUCUCAUAUUUUUAUUCGUUUUAAUUUAAAUCAUGUGUCAAUUUAUUUAAUUUAAUUCAAAUCAAUUAAUCGUUUCUGAUGAAUCACAUUUUAUAGGCAUGUAAAAUGUAUUAUACUUUAAUUAUACUUUAGUUUCUCUUAGUUCGCUCAAAGAUAAACAGGCUUUUAGUACAAUUUAUGUGACGGAACUAGUUUCCUAGGAAACCCUAGCUUAAGUUUCCACCUAAGCGGAGCAACAGUGGAAAAAAACGUCAUCUUUUAAAAAAUUUGAUUGAUCGAUUGAACACGUCUCUCCGCUCCGCUUAGGUGGAUACCGGGCUUAAGGGUGAACAAUCAACAUUGAGCUAUACUGCGCUAUGUUGUACUCAGCUAAGCUAACUUUCUGGUGCUAUGUUUCUUCAACGAACAACAUCGUGCUGCGUGACUGCGAUAGCGCGACAUGCAUGCGUACAAGUGCAAGUAAGAUGGAAGACUGAGUGAGAUGGGCAAUGCGAUGCCGAGCGAGCCAGCAUGUAUCCAAUGAUUCUUGCUGUUUCAAACACAGCACAGCCGUACAAAGCGCACCGCAGCUGGGUUCGUUAGUAUCUUCAUUAUGAUUUAAGAGGAGCGAUAGAGCAAGCGCAGCAUAGCUCAGUGUUGAUUGGUCGCCCUUAGUAUACACUAGCAAUAAAACUUGCAUAAGUCAGCAAUUAAAUGAAUAAAUAAAUAAAUAAAUUGUUUAUUGCAGCCAAAAUUUUACAAAAGUUACAACUUAUUCCAGCUAAAUGAGCUGACAGUUAUUUAAUUUCUGCAAUUCUAACAAAGGAUUAAGGAAAGUCUCCCAAAAACUAACGAACAAUCGUUGUUUUCUCCUCUAAACGCUUCAAAAGCGGCCCGAAUUAUAAAAGCAAUCAUUUUGUUUGUGAUCUAUCAUUUAUAUUAUCUACUACUCUACAUCAAUGGCAUGAACACAAAACUGCACAAGAGCCAUAGAGAAGGAAAAAAAAGAAGUUUUGCCGUUGAAAAGCAAUUUCUCGCGUCUGUUUAACAAUGCGAGUGACUUGCCAGAGAUGACUUUUGCAAUUUUAUUGCUAGUGAACACUUGGUUUUAUAAUGAUUAGUAAUAAUUUUAUCAUGUUUGCUAUCACAUUCACGAAUCUUAUACAAUCAUAUAAGGCUGAAGACUGUUUCGAAAAUGUACAGUCGACCAUAAAAUUGUUUUACCCUCUUUGACAAAAAUUUCAUUAAGGCUCAGACUUUUAUAAGUCUAUCAAGCUCAUGCGGUACGGUGCACCGUGCAUGUAAAUGUAUCUCGUGACGAAUCUGCCGCGUGACACAUAGGGCGUCACCACACAGUUUUUUUUUUGUUUUUUUUUUAAUCACCCGAUGUCGCUUUUUGAAGCAAACCCUAGAUGCGAUACAUAAGACACAAUAUAGAUUUUGCAAGCGAAACAUUUUUAGUUUUAUAAUCUGCAAACAAUAUUCGACCUAGGGGUUGUGAAGCAAUUUUAUGGUCGAUAAUAGUUUAAAAUUUUAAAAUUUUGAAUGAUACUUAUAUAAAAUACCUAUAUUACUGGAAGUUAAUAUUGUUUGUUAUAUUGUUAAAAUAAUAAUUAUGUAUAAUCUAUUUGUAAUUUGUUGUUGAAUUACUAACAUUGUUAGUUGUCAAAUACUGUACAUUGUGGCUGAUUCUGACUGAAAUGACAGUUCUAAAUCUAUUGCUAUCCUUUUCAUAAUACUCUCUGUGGAAAGGGACAGCAAUAGACUUAGAUCUCUCAGUUUAGAUACAACAGAAUACAUUUAACGCAAAAAUUACAUAAAUUUUGUUAAAAAUCACAAUUUGAAAACUAAAAAAAAAUUACGCUUAUUCUUUAAAUAAUAAUCACAUACUACUGUAUAUUAUAAGUCAUACGAGCCAAAGCUUGAAUCUCGAUUUUAAUCGCAUAGUACUUUUGAGUUAUAGAGGCUAUAAUGUUUUUUAUUCGAAUAUUGUAAGAUGUCAGGCUCAACGCGAAUUGACGCAGAGACUAAGCGAGGCGACGCGCGUCUUUUCUAAAAUGUCUGUCCCCAUUGAAUUUGAACCACGGCAGCCAACUAAGAGAUAUAGUCCAGGUGUACUAUAUCUAAACCUUUCUCAUUCUGACAAGAGGAGGGACCGCAAUGGGUGAUGGUGAUAUUUUAAUCGUAUAAAUAUUAUACGAAUUUACGCAUUUGUGCAAUCUUUCAAAUAUGGGAGAGACACGUCGCAUCGCUUUUGCUCUGUACCAAUAUGCAUUUAUGCCAGAAACUGCGUUGAAGGCCUACAGUGAUUUUAAGAUCUUUAAAAAUCUUUUAAAUUAUUAUUUAUUAUUGUUUCUAGUGUGUAAGUGUUAUUGAUUUUUGUUAACUGCUUUACGGUUGUGCUUAUUUUACAGUUUCUUUUUUAGUUAAUUUUAUAGCAAAUGUUGACAACUUUAAAAUUGUUUAUUCUGUCUUUGUGGAAAAUAAUGUACUUGUGUAUUAAAUUAGUACAUUAUUAAAUAAAUGUUUUAAAUUCAUAUUUAAUGUCGGUAGAUUAAUAGCUUUAACCCAUUUGGUGCUUUUUACGAAAAAAAAAAAAAACAUUUUACUAAUGGUAAUUUAAUAGAAAUUAUUGUAAAAAUCAUCACAUUAUUUUUUAUACUCGAAUAAAAAUCUUGCUAUUUCUAUUUUGUUAGCGCUUAGAGCCUAUUCAGACAUUUUCAAGUGCAAAAUUGCGUCAGACGUAAGUACAAUGAGCUAUGGCUCGAAUACCCAUGUAAUGCGCGUUGGCUACCCUCCAAAAUGUCUUGUGUAUAGUCUCUAAAUUAAGGUGCACACACUAUUUAUUGUACAGUGGUGUGUUGCAACCACCACAAGUACACUGGAAGCGGUGUGCUAUACGAAGUGACAGUUAUUUUUUGUGCCCAUUUGAAGUGUCCCACCGAGCGUACCACAUCAAAAUUGACACUGUUUCAAAUGUUCUUCGUGUGGACACUGUUGACAAAUGUGUCACCACUAACAGUUAGCUCCGAGCUCACGUGACGCUCACAACUGCUAUCAGCAGCGUAAAUACCAAAAAUCAAAUUGCUUCAAAAAAAGGUCCAACGUACUUGUAUUAGCAGAUGUCAGUGGUUGCAACGCAAUCUGACGCGACGUUCAACAAAUAGGUGCGCGUUGCAGAAUGCAAUGCAUUAGAAUGUGACAUUGCGAUCGUCCCAUGUCGCGUUACAACGCUCCACGGCAAUGAGUCUGCACCAUUAAACUUUAACAAAUUGUAUGGAAUAAUAUUGUUGAUUUGAAUAUAAUAUAAUGAACUUUUUGUAGCUUUUUGAAUAAAGUUUUUUAUUAAAAUAA
Molecule: messenger RNA, 5211 nt
Organism: Maniola jurtina (meadow brown)
Lineage: Eukaryota; Metazoa; Arthropoda; Insecta; Lepidoptera; Nymphalidae
Product: Y+L amino acid transporter 2-like
Exons: 10
Coding region: 416-1819 (467 amino acids)
Biological process (GO): amino acid transmembrane transport
Cellular component (GO): membrane
Molecular function (GO): L-amino acid transmembrane transporter activity
Source: RefSeq, a predicted model, not a curated record